AUGAAUUGUUGCCGUACAUCACCAAACCCUUCCUGGGUUUUUCCCACAGUAAACCUCUGCUGCUUUGGAUUUUUCUCAAUGAUGAAACCAUCAGAGCCAUUUGUCGUACCUUAUUUGGCAGGACCAGAUAAAAAUAUAAGCCUCAGCAUGAUCACCAAUGAGAUCUUUCCAAUUUGGACAUACUCUUACCUGGUGCUGCUUCUCCCCGUGUUCAUCCUCACCGAUUAUGUCCGCUACAAGCCAGUCAUCAUCCUGCAAGGGAUCAGCCUCAUCAUCACCUGGCUGCUGCUUGUAUUUGGCCAGGGAGUGAAGGCCAUGCAGGUGCUGGAGUUCUUCUAUGGCAUGGUCUCCGCCACCGAGGUGGCCUACUAUGCCUACAUUUACAGCGUAGUCAGCCCCGAGCACUACCAGAAAGUGAGCAGCUACUGCAGGAGCAUCACGCUGGUGGCCUACACGGCGGCCUCGGUGCUGGCCCAGCUCCUGGUAUCCCUGGCCAGCCUCUCGUACUUCUACCUCAACGUCAUAUCCUUGGUCUCCGUCUCGGUGGCCUUUCUUUUGUCACUUUUCCUACCAAUGCCUAAGAAGAGCAUGUUUUUUCAUGCCAAACCCGGCAAAGAAGUACGGAAGCCGCCAAACAAAAACGCGGCGUCAGAUGCACCUUACAAAGUUAACACAGCAGGCGGUGGAGAGAAACCCACUUCAGAAAUACCCACCAUUUCAGGGAACCUGGAUGGUGGUCCGUCGAGCGGCCCGAUGCCACGAAAUGUAGCAUUGAGUGUUUUUGUACAGUGGUUCCAAGAUUUGAAGGAGUGCUACUCCUCAAAGCGACUUUUCUACUGGUCCCUGUGGUGGGCCUUCUCCACAGCAGGUUUUAACCAGGUUUUGAACUAUGUUCAAAUCCUGUGGGAUUACAAGGCACCGUCCCAGAAUUCUACAAUCUAUAAUGGGGCAGUAGAAGCUAUUGCAACCUUUGGAGGGGCUCUGGCAGCUUGCACAGCAGGUUGUGUGAAAGUCAACUGGGAUCUCCUGGGAGAGCUGGCCCUGGCGCUGUUCUCAGCAGCAGAUGCAGGUUCUCUACUUCUCAUGCAUUACACGACUAAUAUUUGGGUGUGCUAUGCUGGUUUCGUGAUAUUCAAGUCAAGUUACAUGCUUCUCAUAACGAUAGCAGCAUUUCAGAUUGCUGUUAAUCUCAGCGUGGAACGCUAUGCCCUGGUGUUCGGAAUCAACACCUUCAUUGCCCUGGCGAUCCAGACUGGCAUGACGGUAGCUGUGGUUGGCACACAGGGACUGGGGCUUCCGGUCAGCGUCCAGUUUCUAAUUUAUGGGAGUUAUUUUUCUGUUAUUGCUGGAAUUUUCCUAAUGAGAAGCAUUUACAUAAUCUAUUCAGCCAAAUGCGGAAAGGAAAAAUGUAGGUCUACUACUGGUCAGAAUCCAAGUGAACCGGAGAAUUCAAUGUCCGAUAUGAACACAGUAACACAGUUUUAGCCUGGUCUCUCCUACCAUGGACUCAAAGGACAGACGACUCUGAAAAUGUAUAGCACUACACUACAUGGCAUUUAAAAUUUUUGUCCUAGAUUGAGAUACCAUAAAAGACAGGAUUAUCAUCAACCUCAUCAACACCACAUCAAAACCUCUGCUAUGGGCUGGUGAACUGGGUACAACCAAAA
Messenger RNA from Odobenus rosmarus divergens (Pacific walrus), 1667 nucleotides. Its product is annotated as thiamine transporter 2-like. Gene Ontology annotation, molecular function: thiamine transmembrane transporter activity. The record is from RefSeq and is a predicted model, not a curated record. Gene Ontology annotation, cellular component: plasma membrane. Lineage: Eukaryota; Metazoa; Chordata; Mammalia; Carnivora; Odobenidae. The transcript has 5 exons. Gene Ontology annotation, biological process: transmembrane transport; vitamin transport. The coding region runs from base 1 to 1485 and encodes 494 amino acids.